AUGGCGGACACGAGAGGUGGAGGUGGUGUUGUUUGCAACGACAGGUGCGGCUGUCCUUCUCCAUGCCCCGGCGGCAUCGCCUGCAAGUGCAGGUCCAGCGAGACGGCGACCGGAGAUGAUCCCAACAUGCAGCACAGGGAGUGCUCCUGCGGCAAGCACUGUGGCUGCAAUCCCUGCACUUGCUCCAAGAGUGUGGUGAGUGGACCCGGAAAGGACUUCUGCAAGUGCGGGAAAGAUCGCCCUUUCAUUUAUGCUGCCAGUGAAACCCUCCAACGCAGUCAUAUCCUACAACUGCAACUCCACUCUCCAGGAGUAGGAGGGAAUGCUGGUUUAGCAUGCAAUUUUGGUGAUAGCUCCAGAUAUAAAUAUGAAUGA
Ilex paraguariensis (yerba mate) is the source of this 375-nucleotide messenger RNA. NCBI's taxonomy places the organism in Eukaryota, Viridiplantae, Streptophyta, Magnoliopsida, Aquifoliales, Aquifoliaceae. The record is from the annotation of a GenBank genome assembly.